CAAGAAUGUCAAACCAGACAAGACAGAGGCAUGUCCAGCAGGCGACACAUCUGGUAAAACUGAUUUUUCCAAAAUCGACAUUAAUACAAAGGUGUACAUUGACACAGCAUACCAAGCAUCAUCAAACACAAUAAUUGCAGCAAUAAAGUUGUACAUUGAUCAAAACAAUAAGACACACAAGGAUAUGAUUGCCAAACUAAACGAACGUUUAGACUUAUGUUUCAACCAAAUUUAG
Racocetra persica is the source of this 235-nucleotide messenger RNA. Lineage: Eukaryota; Fungi; Glomeromycota; Glomeromycetes; Diversisporales; Gigasporaceae. The record is from the annotation of a GenBank genome assembly.